This is a messenger RNA of Schistosoma mattheei, 2516 nucleotides long. The record is from the annotation of a GenBank genome assembly. NCBI's taxonomy places the organism in Eukaryota, Metazoa, Platyhelminthes, Trematoda, Strigeidida, Schistosomatidae.
AGAAAAAUUGCAUCUUACAUUUUGUUAAUAAGGUGUUGCGAAGCAAAAGGAAGAGGGUAAAGAAUCAGUUAUUUUAAUUUAGCUGAUCGAAAUGAGAUUUUUAAUUGAAUUUUCGAUUUACAUCUCCGCAUUCGUUCAAAUGUAUGCGGUGCAUUCCUUUUGGACGCAAUGUAUACAAGAAAUAAGAUGCAGGUUUCAACGAUGUGCCCAUAAAUUAUGACCUAUGAACGUAUGAUGGAAUGCAGGUUCAAGCCUGGGGAUGUCGUGAAAGCCAAUUAUACAUUCAAGAAAGACAAAAAUGAGGAUUUACCAUUUAGUAAAAAUGAAACACUAGAGAUCAUUAAUAUUGGCAAAGAUCCGAAUUGGGCCCACGCGAAGAAUGCUUUUGGGGAGACUGGACUGAUUCCUCUAAAUUACGUCCAGCGGAAGGCGGAUGUUUUAGAAAAUCUCAAAGAUCACUGUUGGUAUCAUGGACGGAUUUCUCGUGCCGAAUCAGAGAGUUUACUUUCUGGUAGUCCUAUCGGAAGUUUUCUAAUACGUGAAUCCGAUUUGUACAGUGGUGGUUUAACAUUAUGUGUUGUUGGACCUUCAUGUGAAGUCGGAAGCCCAGAUGCUGCUGAACAGCAAAAUCCAACAGCGACACCUCCAAAUACUACGACUAAUGUACAGCACUAUCGCAUAGUCCGUAGGCCUUUUAAAGCUACCCCUCCUAACCAACAUUCCGAAUAUUCAACACUCCCAACUUGCAGCAAAAUCCACUACACAUUAGACGAAACUGAUUGGUUUCCAAGCCUUUUAGAACUGGUUCAGUUUUAUUCGGAACCCAAACGCGGAUUAGUUUGUGCACUUCUUCAUCCAGUCCCAGAUAUGCAAAGAAAACGAUUAAGUGAACUACAGAAACUUGGUUAUCUCAUUUUUCGCAAAGAAAUUGCAUUAAGUGAUCGUAUUGGGCGUGGAGAAUUCGGUGAAGUUCUUAAAGCUACUUAUCAUGGUCGACAAGUAGCGGUGAAAAUUUAUAAAAAGACUGCUUCUAAAUUGGCUAUAACCUAUGAAGCAUCACUUAUGACAAAAUUAAAUCAUCCUAAUUUAGUAUCAUUUAUUGGUUUAGUAUAUGAACCAGAUGAUGCAGUAUAUUUAAUUACAGAAUAUUUAGCUAAUGGUAGUUUACUCACUUAUUUACACUCUCGUACACGUGAUGAAAUUACAGAAUUGACCAAGUUGAAAUUUAGUAUUGAUGUUUGUCGUGGGCUAGUUUAUCUUGAAGAACGUGAUUUUAUUCAUCGAGAUAUAGCGGCUAGAAAUGUUCUACUAUCUGGACAAAUACCUAAUUUAAUUGCUAAAGUUGCCGAUUUCGGUAUGGCUAGAGAUUUACAUGAUUUGUCAAUUGUUCCUGGUGCUACAUCAAAUCAAGUGUCAAAAUUGAAUAAUAAUACACCAACGUUAGUUAUUCUUAAUUCUCCAUUAAGUGAUACCAUUGAAAAAUAUCCUAAGCCUGAUCAUGAAACUCAUCGUCAAUCUUUUGAGGCAGCUAGUAAUAAUAAUAAUAAUAAUAAUAAUAAUAAUAAUAAUAAUAAUAAUGCAUCUCAUAACUCUUUAAAUCCAAUGGUAUUACAUGAUAAUGCAGCAAUUCCUCUUAAAUGGACAGCUCCAGAAGCUGUACGCGAUCGGUUGUUUACAACAAAAUCAGAUGUUUGGAGUUUUGGCAUAUUAUUAUGGGAGAUUUAUUCUUAUGGACGUAUACCAUAUCCACGAAUGAUGGCUAAUCAAGUAUUACGUCAUAUUGAGUCUGGAUAUAGAAUGAAAUCUCCCGAAGAUUGUCCAUCUACAGUAUAUGCUUUAAUGUUACGUACAUGGCAAAGUGAACCAAGUAACAGACCAAGUUUUGUGGAAAUUUUGAAGGAACUUUUGAAAUUGCAUAAUACAACAUCUAAUAUGUGUAAUUCUACACUUAUUCCCCCUAUCCUUCCAUCGAAACUCACUCAUCCAGUGUCCAUUAGUGAUUCUACUGUGAACAAUUCUGUUUUAGAUAUGAAUAAAACAUUUAGUGACUCUGAUAGUACAACCCCUUGGGGUACCACUGGAAAUAAGACAACAACUGUGACAAAUAGUUACAACUCAAUAACGUAUAAAGGAUCUGAUAAUCGUGAAAAUCUACCAUUGAUGAAAAAGCAAUCGAUUAAUUCAACAUCUAGUCGGCGUAAGUAUAAUCAGCGACCUAAAACGUUAGCUGACCUGAUAUCUGAACCAUUAGAUAAUAAAACUAAUGAACAUACAUAUCAUCAUAAUCAAUACCUGAAUAGAACAACUAAUUCAACAAUGAGUCGUUCAUUUACAUCAACUAUAACAACUAAAUUAUCAUCAGAUGAAUCUAAAAUGAAUUAUAAUUUACCAUUGGAUAAUUUAAAAUUAUAAAUUAUCUUCUUUUUGUUUCGUUGUUGUGUAUUUGUUCAGUUUGAGCGCCUUGUUUGUACAUUUGCUUACUGGUUUCAAUUACAUAAUUUCUUAUUUAUUUAGAG